AUGGCGGGAGAGAAAGGACAAGUGGUGGCCAUGGAUAGCAGCAGAACCCUCCUAAUAACCGAUAUUUUAAACCCCAAAACUGUGAUAGGUGUUGUGACAAGUUUAUUUGUUGAUUAUGGCUGGAUUGAUGAAUGCAUCUUCUUCAGCACUGAUGUUGUCAUUGGCAACGUUCCUCCAAAACGUGGACAAAAAGUGAGUGCCUUUGUGGAAGAAGAUAAAAUAUCACAUGGAUUAAAUGCAAUCGCGGUGUAUGCUUUCUUUGAUGAUUUUGACUUCCAUAGACCACCAAACUGCAUAGUCAGAGCUUUAUCUGGCUGUGUUUCUCGUGUAAAGGAAGAUACUGUCUACAUUGCUAAUGAAUAUCACUUCUAUCUGGACAGUAUCUCUAAAGCUAUCCUAGGUUUUAAGCCUUAUAAGGGUGACUGGUUAGACAUCGACUACACUGUGAAUCAUCGAUCCUCAAAAAUCAACAUAUAUUCGUUGAAGGCCACAAAACGUAGGCAUCUAGAUGAGGUCUGCAUUACUGCUGUGAACAAAAAAUGUGGAGUAGUGGACCGCACUAUCUUUUACACCUUGGAAUCUGUGGACAUUCCUGAUGAUUACUUUCCUCUAUUAGGCGAUGUUGUCAAUGUGGUUGUAGUGCAAAGCAUUCGGCCUCACUAUAAUUGGAGAGCAAUUUCCAUCACCCCCAUGACAUAG
Messenger RNA from Jaculus jaculus (lesser Egyptian jerboa), 699 nucleotides. RefSeq names its product cancer/testis antigen 55. The record is from RefSeq and is a predicted model, not a curated record. The transcript is spliced from 6 exons. Lineage: Eukaryota; Metazoa; Chordata; Mammalia; Rodentia; Dipodidae. The coding region runs from base 1 to 699 and encodes 232 amino acids.